UCGUUGUCGGGGCUCGGUCGCCUGAGCAGCUGUCAGAGUUCUCCGCACACAGCGCGGGCGGCCUAGCGCUGAUGGGCGGCCCGGCCCAGCAGGUGGACAGAGCCUGACCAAGCGGGUGCCGAAGAGCCGGGAUGACAGGGAUGCGGAGAUGAGCGCCCGGGUGACUGCCGAGGGUGACACCCCGCCUGCAGUGACACCCGCAGCGACAGCCCGGCGUUAUCUCUUCUGCUGGGUGCAAAGGAGCCUGCCGCCCGUAUCAGUGUCGCCAGGUGGCCUCGGGCUCCGCAGACUGAACCGUCUGGGUCCCACCCCUGGGAAACUGUCAUCCAACGCCCUCGGCAGGUCACCUGAGCCUUGGGGGCUUUGCUAAGCACGAAAGCACACAACCUUUUUUUCUCUGUUUUCAUUUCCAAGUUUCGGAUCGGUUAUCUUAAGCAAGCAGAACGUGCUGGCGUCCACAGCGGUUUGUCCCCCAGUGAACUCAGAUGCGUGUCAGAGGGCCACCGUCCCGGAGGCUGCGCAGUCACACUGCAGCGCAGGGACCAGCACCCCUGUCACUCUAGGGAAGGGCCUGGUCUGUGCACUGGGACAGUGCAAGCCACAGAGUCUUAUCAAAGAAAGACUGGGGUGAGGGCUGUAGCAGGUUUUUGCAAGGACAAGGACGUCCUGAAGAGAGCCAGGAUGGGUCACUUCCCUCUGGGCCGCGGCCCCACCAGGGUUCCUCAACUGGAGAUGAAGAGGCUGGACGCCUGGGCUUUAGACAGCACGAGCCCCACCUGUCCCUGGGGAGGGGGCGGUGACUCCAGUUGUGAAUUACGUUGGGUCCUGCGGUGAGGGGCAUGGCAGUGACUCCUGUCCCCUGUGUCACUUAAGACAAGAGGGAUGUGGUUAGGAUGAGCGACCCAGUGAGAGGACAGAGGAUGAGCUCUGCCACCCCCACCUGUGCUGCCUCUCUGGGGUUCCCGGCUGCACUCUCGUGGGAGCGGGCCUGGGACGCGGGGUUCAGGCAGCCCUGGGACCUCGUGGAGGGGACGCAGUGCUUGAGAGCCACAGGGAGGUCAGAGGAGGGGAUGAACGAAAGGAUCCGCAGUGGUCCGUUUUCGGGGUUUGCCCCAGGAUCACGAGGGCGUGGUGUGUUUGUGUCUGGCUCACACUUCACCCCUCCUAAAGGCCCGGGGAGGAUCCUUACCUGCUAUCUGGAAGGGGGUGACUGAACCGUCCCACCUCAGAGCCAUCGGGUCUAACAGUGGGGACACCUUGGCAGGAGGAGGUGCCAUGCAGCAGUGUCACACCUGCCUUAGGGCCUGGGCACCAGGUACUGCCCUGCCGCUCCAGGGCUCCGAGGGCAGAACACGUGCAGGUGGCCCCCGCCCAGGCAGCUUCCGCAGGUGUGGAGGAUGCGGGACAGGGCAGUGCCGAGGCCCUCUCCUCGUUCCCCCUCCCCCCACCGAGUGAGCAGCUUCCUGAUGCGGGCGGGUGACUGAGCCUGGGCGCUCCACGUCAGUUGGAGACUGUCACGUAUUCGUGAAGAUGCAGUGACCUCGUUGCGUGUGCCUGGCACGUAGCUGGCGCUUCACGUCGGUACCCAACACCCACUGUUCUGCAUUUCUGCAGAUGAUGAUUCCCACACUCAGACAUUGGGCUUCGUGUGCUUAGAGACUAACUACCAAAUAGCAGAACCAAGGUCAGAACCCACUAGCUGGGCUGUUCUGAGUCCUUGGUCCUAGCACCUGGAGUGCCUCCUGCCCCCACCCCCAGACCUUCCUAAAACAGCACAGGAACUGACCGCUCCACUGGGUCAACUUGGGCAAUUGUCUUAGUAACCGUCACGGGGACUCUCCUCUGACGGCAGAGGCUCCACAGCAGCGAGGUGGCUGGGCCGAGAGCAUGGUGAUGCAGUCGUGGCGAAACGGGAACUGUAACCAGUCUCAUGACCAGCUUGAGAAGCACAGGAAGAAAUCUUAUCAGGAGGCCACAUUUUAGCAGAGGUCACGGUUUUGUGCAGAGCAGCACUUUUGAUGGGUGACUGGUUGAAGAUACCUGCGUGACAACCCUGGAGACUGUUGCCUGGACUUUGUUUUCUCGGACACGACGUGCUGUGGGCCCAAAGCCCUGUGUUGGCCGUGGGGCGCCUUUGCUGUACAGUCCGGGACGAUGGCUCUUGCGAGUGGCACAGGGGCCUCAGAGAGCAUCUUCGAUCUGGACUACGCUUCCGGGAAGGUCCGCGUGACGCUGGUGGGCGCUGGCUUUGUCUUCUACCUGGGCGUCUCCGUCGUCUGCCACCAGCUGUCGUCCUCCCUGAGUGCCACGUACCGUUCUCUGGUGGCCAAGGAGAAGGUCUUCUGGAAUCUGGCGGCCACCCGCGCCGUCUUCGGUGUGCAGAGCAGCGCCGCGGGCCUGUGGGCCCUGCUGGUGGACCCCGUCCUGCAGGCCGAUAAAGCGUGCGGCCAGCAGAGCUGGUCCUGGUUUCACAUCGCCACGGCAACCGGGUUCUUCUUCUUUGAAAACGUGGCGGUCCACCUGUCCAACUCAGUCUUCCGGACUUUUGACUGGUUUUUGGUUCUCCACCACCUCUUCGCCUUCCUUGGGUUCCUCGGCAUAGUGGUCAAUCUCAGAGCCGGCCACUAUCUCGCCAUGACCGCCUUGCUCCUGGAGAUGAGCACCCCGUUCACCUGCAUCUCCUGGAUGCUCUUAAAGGCUGGCUGGUCGGACUCCCUGCUCUGGAAGGCGAAUCAGUGGCUGAUGGUCCACAUGUUCCACUGCCGCAUGGUCGUGACCUACCACAUGUGGUGGGUGUUCCUGCAGCACUGGGCCGGCCUGGCGGCCAGCCUGUACCCACCCCACCUGGCGGUCUUCAUGUCCGGCCUGGGCCUCCUGACCCUGCUCAUCAACCCCUAUUGGACCCACAAGAAGACUCAGCAGCUCCUCAAUCCGGUGGACUGGAACUUCGCCCCACCGCAACCCAAAGGUGGCCGGUCCGAUGGGACCAGCGGCCAGGCGCUCCAGAAGAAGGGGCAGUAGCUGCUGCGGACCAGGUGCAUGUGGGACCCGGGCCUGCCGGCGACGGCCUCGCGGCGAGGGGCAGUGGGCGCUGUGCCCGGCACCGUCCCCGAGCAACACUGACCUGUGUCACGCCGUUCAUCUCUAAGUGGCCCUGAAGUACCUCAGAGGCCUCGAUUUGCCUCGAGGAGCAGAUUUUUGCCUUCCUCCUUCCGUGGUCUCUCGUGGCUCAUUUCCGCGAGCUCCCCAGGCCCUCCGUGCCCGUCAUCGGGAGAGGGGUCUGGGGCGCCGGCCUCGCAGGCUGCUGGGAGGCGGCUUCGCGGGAGUGCAGGCCUCAGCGCGCCCCACAGAGGAAGGCACGAGUCUCCGCUGGCAGAGAGUCCGACUCGCUUUUUCGGGGCCGGCUUCGCUGCGGCGGUCUGGAGCUGGGCCUGCACGCCCCUGAGGCCGGCACGCGAAGGGCCUUCGUGUGGCAGAGGCUGUGUGGGGGGCGUGCUCAGGCCGCGUUCUAGUCACACGGUCAACAUUUUGUGUCUUACUCGAAACUUGUAUUCUUUUUGGUUGGAAACAAUUGCCCUGUUUCCAACAAUGUUCUGUUGCAUUGUUAAAAUUUCUCGAGGUAUGAAAUUCAUGACCAACCGCGCAGCAGUGCCAUCUAGUGGCACAGCGGCAUGAAGACAUCAUGUGGGGACAGACCCUUGGAAUGUCCUGACCCCAUGUGAAUGUGGGAUGGUAGUUGAGGUUAAAUCUUGUGAGAUUUUCUUUUUAAUCAAAGAAGCUGAAUUAAAACAAGAAUUUCCUAUUCCUGUUGUAUUAACUCAAAUGACAAAAUGAGGUCAAUAUGUAGUAAUCAGAAUUGUCUAGAUUUUAGAGCCAUUUCAAAUUGACUAAGUGCCAGCAGGUGCUCAACUUAGACCCCAAUUCUCGCUUGGUUUGCUCUGUAGACUUUAAGAUGAGAUAGCGACCGAUUUCUCUACGAGCUGGCGGCCCCUUGGGCGCGUGGCUGCCAAGCCCCGACGUCCCUGGACUGUCAGGAAGCGGCCCUCGGGGCGGGCGUUGACCCCUUUCCCCAGCUGCCUGACACUGAGCCCCAGGGAACAUCAUUUUCACUGUCGUGCCCAGGUGUAGUCUGUACACUAACCCAGCAGUGUUACUGACACAUGUCCAUUUUAUUCUUGCUACGAGUAUGCAAUUAAAAUCAAAAGUUUAUUUUUAGGGAGAGCACCUUUGAACUGUAUGCAAAAAACGUGUUCAUUGGUGGUGAAAAUCAUGUAGGACUCACAACUGUCAUGUGGCACGGAGCUCUCAACCGUGGUCUCCUCACGGGUGCUUUGACUUUAUAGUGUUUAGCUCAAGAUGUGCAAUCCCUAUUUAUCUCAUUGUUAGAAGUGAUUUAAGCUUUAAUGAUGCCGAGCAGACCACGUUCUGCCGGAUGACUGAGAUGCCGUCUCCCCGUGGCCUGCACGUCCCCUGGGCUGUGGCAGCGGGGGGAGCAGCUGUGUCCUGCCAGACAGAUGUGUAAUAAAGUCACUGAUGUUGACCGAG
Pteropus alecto (black flying fox) is the source of this 4545-nucleotide messenger RNA. RefSeq names its product CLN8, transmembrane ER and ERGIC protein (gene CLN8). NCBI's taxonomy places the organism in Eukaryota, Metazoa, Chordata, Mammalia, Chiroptera, Pteropodidae. The coding region runs from base 2155 to 3021 and encodes 288 amino acids. Gene Ontology annotation, cellular component: endoplasmic reticulum; membrane. The record is from RefSeq and is a predicted model, not a curated record. The transcript has 3 exons. Gene Ontology annotation, biological process: lipid homeostasis.